CGUCUUUUGUGUCCUCACUAAAGCAAGGGAAGAAUACUGCAGGUUUUAGUGGGUUGAAGUUCCAUAAUUCCUGAUCAGGAGCUAAAUAUAUGUCUGUAAACUCUGGCAUCUUGGAGUGGAACCACUGAAGCCCCUUCUCCUCUGCUUCCAACGAGAACCAGCUAGAGCCAGCUGAUGGCGACAACCCCCACUGUCCUUCAUUGCCACCAGCGGUCAUCAUGGACACUGGCUUUCCACUGGACUGAGCAGGUGCACUGAUUGAGGCUGCAGCAGUAUCUGUACCUGAGAAACCGGGGUAGUGAUGGGACAGGUGGGGAAAGAAGCACCGGCAUCUCAGGAUGGGUCCUAACCGAAGCCACUUUGAGCUUCCAGCGAAUUUUCCAUGCUCUUUAUCCUUCAGACAGGUGGCUGCUCCAAGAACCCUCCUUAUCGUUCUCGUCCCCUCCAGGACAGAAAAUAUUGAGAAGCAGAGGGGGAAGAGAAGGGAUCGGGGCCUCCAUGUCUGGCAUUCCCCUUAAGUAAUUUUUGCUCACAUAUCCAUGGUGCUGCCCCACAAUUUGAGAAGCACUCCCUUAGACACUACUGUCAUCACCAUUGUUUGUCUGUUUGUUUGUUUUUACUAUUCUACAUGACCUGUUUUUGAAAAUUUCAGGUGCUUUGCUUAAAUAUCUGCCAUCCUUCAAGUUUAAACCACUUUUCAUUUCAAAAUGGAUUUUUGGUGCCUUUGUUUGAAUACCUGAAGGUGACAUAUAACUUCUUGCAAGCAAAUUCUGACUGAUCUGUAUAGUAAGCCAUGAAUAUAACCACUUUGAGUCAGCAUAGUGUGUAGUAUAAAUUUGAAGAUGCAAUGAAGAGACCAAUAUAGAAAGUCAAAUAUGCUAUUGGUUUUUAGAAGAGAUUUCUGAAUGUUUUAUCUUUCUAUGCGUUCACCCACAAUUAUUUAUUAUAUUUUCCCUACUAGAGUAGUUAAUAAAGCAUAUACCUUGUAAUUCCAUGUAAAUACAUCAUAGAGAGCAUUUCAGAAUUUUUAUAAGUCAUAGAAUAGAAACCACAGAAAGUUAACUUUUUGAAAUUUGUGUGUGGGGGGGGGGGGCAAGCAAACUUCCCAAAAUGAAAAGAACCUUUCUAUCUUACUUCUGUUCAAUAUCAGCAUGUAUUAAUAUAUACAUUGUCUCUGAAAACAAUAAAUUAUAAAAAAUAAAAAUACAAAAGCUUCUAGCUUCAUUGACAGUGGAAUCUUUUGUAGGAUUGUCAUUACUUUGUUCCAUCUCAUUCUCAGUGAUAUUUGCCCCUUCACUGAGGAGAGGGUUGCUUUUUAGCUGGAAAAUACAUGCUAAUUAGGAAAUGUGUAUGGACAUAUAUUUGGUGUGCUUCAAAGCUAUUUUUCUAUAUACGUCAAAGAAAUAUACAGAUGCACACGUGCACACAGUGUUUUUCACUCUAAAGAAACCAGUGUUGUGCAGACAUUUAUCCAGGCUUCUCAGGUUAGCUCCAAAUCUGUUUAUCAUCCGUUUCUUCUUCGUGGUCUCUGCGAAUCACAUAAAUGGGUUAUUCUGCGCCUGCGCAGCAAUACUCGGAAACUUCGAGAAUCUCUGGGCAGAAUGCAAAGUAACUUUCUGCAACUUUUUUGGCGGUAUCCCCGCCCACCCCUAUAUAAAGCCCCUAGCGGCCCGCUCUCCUUCAGUUCCUUCAUUCCGCCACGCUAAGCAGCUCGAGGAACUUCGCUAGCAAUCGGCUACCAUUUGGACUGAAUCUCUGGCAAAGACUGACCACCGGCUUGACCCACUGACCAAUCCAUAUGGACUUCCCUCGAAUUAGACGCUCUGUGCUUCUUUCGGCUUGACCUGGACUGGUAAACGACCUCGACCUCCGCUCUCACUGGCUGUUAUGGCCUCUUUUAAGCGGUGCUCCAAGUGUGGGGUAAAAAUCCCCAUGUCCGAUGGCCACGACAAGUGCGUCCUUUGCCUGGGGGAGACCCAUAUCCCAGGCUCUUGUGUUCAUUGUAAGGCCAUGACGUCCCAGGCCCUGAAAAACCGGGACCAAAAAUUGAAGGCCUCCCUUUACGAGAAGGUCUUCCAACCAUCAACCUCCUCGGGAGAGCCAGCUCCCCAAGAGCCGUCUGUGUCCCAUGCCGAGAAAACAAAGGCUCUGAAGAGGAGGCAUGAGGAUAAGCAAAAAUCCUCCAAGGAGGACAAGGAGAAAAGGCACAAAUCCUCUAAGGAGGAUAAGGGACCAGGCGGACUAGGUCAGCUUCCCCGGUCCCGAAGAUGAGGCGGAAGGGGCCGCCAAGUACAGUCUCGGUUCCGCCUCCGGACCGUAGGACUGUGGCUACCCCGAUCCCGGCUUCAAGCUCCGCUCCUCCACCUCUGGAACCGAGGGUCUUGCUUGCGCCUCAUCUCUCCAUUCCUGAUGAGGACCUCCAGAUAGUCACCCUGGACCAUAGCUCUGAAUCGGAGGGUGAAAUCCCGGAUUCCGACCCGCCUGCUUCACCCCGCAGACUGAGGUCGCCUUCUAAAAGCUCCUGUCGGGCCCGGUCUCCCUUACGCAGGGACAGAGCUGCCCUCGGUACCGAAGCAGAUGAGGCCUUGAACCAGGACCGUGACGACCGUGACUUACCGGAUAGAGACCUCUUUGAUACCUAUCCGGACCUGGUCUAUGAUCAUCACUCCGGGCAGUACUUCCUGCCUGUGGAUCCUUCCCACCUCCGGAAACGUUGUCCGGGCCCGACCAGGGUGAGGCCUCGCUCUCCGUGGCAAGACACCACUCGCAAAUCGGACGACUUGUUUAUGAGGAGACCAUUUUCUGAGAGGGACCUCUCGCCACCUAGCCGUCAACCGAGCAGGUAUGUUUCGAGAUCUCCAUCCAGAUCCCGUUCUCCAUCUCCAUUCCUCAAGGAAGACCAACCUUAUGUCUUGGGGUCCCGGACGCCCCUUCACCAUCUGAUGACGUGAGGUCUUUUGCAGAUAGGGUCGUCCG
This is a messenger RNA of Sceloporus undulatus (fence lizard), 2976 nucleotides long. RefSeq lists its product as uncharacterized. Lineage: Eukaryota; Metazoa; Chordata; Lepidosauria; Squamata; Phrynosomatidae. The transcript has 3 exons. Bases 2268 to 2951 code for a protein of 227 amino acids. The record is from RefSeq and is a predicted model, not a curated record.